AUGGGGGCCGGCCGUGGUCGUGGCCGUGGCAUCGGCGCGCAGCCGUCAAAUGAAAACCAGAAUCCGCGGAGGAAUGAGCCUCGGCAGCCGGGCGCUAGCGGCGGCGGUGCAGCGGCAAGCGGACGGGGCAUUUACUCUGCGGUGAAAUUCGUGUACGAGUAUGAAACUGUUCGCGGGGGCGGAUAUGACACAGGCGACCUUGACGAGGCGAGGGGUUCGGAGCAGAGGGACGUACGGGGGAGGGGUGAGGAGGAGAAAGGAGGAGUUGGAGAGGGACGAGCAGCGCAGGGAGCACGCGGCGGUGCGGAGUGGCGUGGGAGGAAGGCGCGUGGCGUGUGGUUGAGGCUGGCGUGCGGAUCCUCGCGAGCUCAAGGUCGGGGGGACGGGAAAGGUCCUACUGGUGGCGGUGGUGCUGGUGUGCAUGCAGGAGCAGGCGGGCACAGAGGCCUUGGGUACGGGUCUCACAGGGCAGAGGUAUCGAGUGGUGCCGGGACGAGCGAGGGCGCAGCGAGGACGUUCAGGCCGGGCGGAGUGCUGCGAGGGGACGGCGAGGGUGGGGAGCAGGAGGAGAAAAAGGAGCACGCAGGGGUUGGGGACGACGGAACGGACGGGGGGGAUGCCAAUGAGAGGGGGGUAGAAGGGACGGAGGGGGACGAGGCGAUGGUGGUGGAAGAGAAAGUGCAGGGCGGCAAAGGAGGAGGUGAUGGGACGACGGCUGUAUCAAGUGGCUCACAGGUAGGAGGAAGCAGCAGCGGCGCGGAGAGGGAGGUGGUGGCGCUGCAGCAGCAUGUGCCCGUGGUAAGUGAGGAGGAGUGCGUGCGUGCCCUGAGUGAGGUGGGGGAGACAGCUGUGCUGGGGGCAGCAGUGGAAGCAGAGAAGGGCAGGGCGGUGACGGUGCUGCCUGUUUUCUUCGACAGGGGAGGCUCUUCCACUAGUAGCCACGCACCAGCUCAGCCGGGCUUGGAUGCAAGCGGUUCUGCUGCUGCUGCUGCUGCUGCUGCUGGCCCCGUGAGCCUGUCUAAGCAUGCAGAUGCUGGGUCAGGUGCUGCACCAGGUGGUGCUGUAGGAGCGUGCGAGGUGCUGCCUGUGGUGGAAGAGAGGGUAGGGCUCCUACCUGUUUUGGAUGACAGGCAAAAGCGCUUGCCGCUGUCCGUAGGAGCAGUGGAAGCAGCGGAAGUGACGUGUCCUGCAGACGUGGCAGUGCGGUUUGAGAGGCUCCACAUGGGCGUGGAGGCCAUAGGGGCAGACGGGGUGGGUGAGGGGGCGGAGGGAGGGGCGGAGGGCGAGGAGAAGGAGCGGCGAGACAGCAGAGGAGUGCAACAAGGAAGAAGAGGCCAAGGGGGCUCACCAGGCCAGGGAGGCCUAGGGGGUCUAGUGGGUCAGGCGGGUCAAGGGGGUCAAGGGAGUGUAGGACAGCAGUGGGGUGAGGGAGGUUGGCAGCGAGGCAGGGGAAGGGGGCGUGGGGGCAGAGGAAGAGGCAGGGGCGGUGGAGGGAGGAGGGGCAGGGGAGACGAGCAACAAGUGGAGGUGGGGAGCGGGCAGUGGGCGUGGGGCCGGGGGCAGGGCGGAAUGCUGGAUGGGGGGGUGGAGGACGUGGGGUAUGUGACUGUUGGCGGUGUGACUGUAUCGACAGGUAGAGGUGUGGGUUGGCGUGGGGGGUAUGAAGGGCAGGGGUAUGGGGAUGGAGGGAGGCAGGGGCGUGGAAGGGUUGGGGGUGGGGCGAGGGGUAGGGGGAGGGGGAGGGGUGGGGAAAGAGGUGGGGGAAGGAGAGGUGGGAUGGGAGGUGAGGGAGAGAGUGAGGAGGAUGGUGAAAGUGGGGAAGAGAGUGAGGAGGGCAGCGAUAGUAGCAUCGAUGCUGACGUGGCACUGGACUUUAUGGGUAACCUGGUGGAUGAUAGUGAUGAUGCGAGCAUGGGGGAGGGCGAGGCGGACGAUACGGAUGAGGAAGCGGAUAAGGGUGAGGAGGUGGUGGUAAUGGAGGGAAGGGUGGCAGAGGAGGAAAAGGUGGAGGAGGAAAAGGUGGAGGAGAAACAAGUGGAGGAGGAACAAGUGGAGGAGGAACAAGUGGAGGUCGAGGAGGAGGCGGCAAAGGAAGAAGUGGGGGAGGAAGAGGCAGAGGAGGUAUUCAAUGAGGAGGAGGAGGGCGAGGAGGGCGAGGAUGAGGAGGUGGAAGAGGGGAACGGGGAAGAAGCAGAUGCAGUGGCGGGCGAGGGCGAGAGUGAGAGCGACGGCGAGGGCGAGAGUGAGAGCGACGGCGAGGGCGAAGAAGGCGGAGUGUGGUACGAGGAGGAGCGGCACACUGGGCUGGGGUACUGCGCUGGUGCCUCCGCGCCCUCUCCCGAGGAGUUCUGGAACCACCUCAAACGCGUCAGGGGCUCGAAACAGGGGGGCCAGGCGGGCGACAGAGGAGGAUCGAGGGCAGGCGGGGCGGCAGGGCAGGGCGAAAUGAGGAAGGGCAGUGAAGCAGGGGGGCUGGAUGUUGGCGUGCAUGGGGAGGAGGAGGAAGGUGAAGGGGCGGAGGAGGAUGCAGACAAGGGCGAAGGGGAGGAGGAAGAAGAGAGUGAAGGGGGGGAGGGGAAAGAGAGUGAGAAGGAGGAGGAAGGGGAGAGCUCGGAGGGUAUGGAGGAGGAGUUGGGCGAGGAGUGGGAGAGGGAGCUUGAGGCGGCCUACCAGAGGGAGCUGGCUCGCCGCCAGACAGCCAAGGGCAAGGGCAAGGGCAAGGGCAAGGGUGCCCCCUCUGCUGCUCCUGCUCCCCCCUGCCCCGCCUCUGCUGCUCCUGCUCCCCCCUGCCCCGCCUCUGCUGCUCCUGUUGCACGGGGCACUGCAGCCCCGACACGCGGCAGAGGGCGGGCAGCGAGGGGAGUGGGAGCAGGGAGAGGAGGGGGGGCGGGGAGAGGAGGAGUGGCAGGGAGAGGGAGGGCAGGGCAAGCAGGAGCAGGAAAGGGGGGAGCUGGGGAAGGAGAAGGAGCAGGAGCAGGGGGUGCGGAGGGCAGUAGCGGCAGGGGAGGGAUGGGGCGCGGGUCAAAGAAGGCUGCAAGGAAGGCAAAGAGGGCCCUGGCGAAGCAAACCAAGAAGGCGGCAAAAGCGGCGGGCAGCAAGAAGGGGCGCAGGAAGCAGGCGAGGGAGCUGAAGCGCAUGCAGCGAGCUGUGGGAUUCAGCCCCGAUGCUGCUGACGUGGACCUCAUGCACCUCAACCAGGGCAUGCAGCAGGUGGCGGUGGGCCGUGUGGACGUCUUUGCGUCGCCUCCAUUGACACAGCACCAGUUCUCCAUGGUACAAGGCAUGGCGCGCUCAUAUCGCCUGACCGCCACGGUGCAGCAGAGUGGCAAGAGAAAGAUGCUGCUCUUUCGGUCUGGGCGGCACACAGCAGUGCCACAGGGAGAUGACAUGACUCGAUUGGAAGAGAUUCUCGGGCGCUUCAACCUUGCAAGAGCCGCUGCCGCAGAGUGUGGUGAUGCGAGCAGCGGGCCGGGGCAGCGGGGGGUGAGGAGGAAGGGUGGGGACUACAGAGAGCGGCGGCUGGCUCAGUACAUGGAUGACAUGGAUGUGGAGCGAGGAAUCGCUGAGAUGGAGGAGAUGAUGCUCAUGAUGGGUGAUGAUGAUGACAGUGAUGAGAACGAGGAUGAGGAGGAGUCGGAGGAGGAGGAGGAGGAGGAGGAGGAGGAGGAGGAGGAGGAGGAGGAGGAUGAAGAUGAUGAGAGUGGGGAGGAGGAUAGCGAAGAGAGUGAAGAGAGUGAUGGGAGCGAGGAGGAUGGGGAGAUUGAUGGGAGUGCUGAGAGUGAGGAGGGUGGGGAGGGUGAGGGAAGCAGUGAGGAGGAAGAUGCGUUUCUGGAGUUGGAGGAGGAGGAGUGGCUUGUGCCGGACGGGGGCGACCAGGAGGUGACUGAGGUGAGCGUGACUGUACAGAACGUGCAGCAGUCGGGCUCAGAAGCAGAGGAGGUUUUGGGGGUUCUGAUGAGUGAGGAAGGUGCAGAAACGGGUGUGGGUGCGUCCUCUGGUGCGAGCCCUACAGGCAGUGUGGCGGGUGUCACAACAAACGCAGCGGAUGCUGCCGCUGCAGCCAGUGUAGGGGCCUCUGUUGCCUUGCAGGGACAGGUCGCUGGUGUGGCCAUUGGUCAGGAGAGAAGGACUCUUCAGAGCAAAGGUGGGGCAAAGAGUGGCAGGCAGGGUAACGGAGAGGCAAGAGGAGGCCGACGAGGGCAAGGUGGCAGCGGUAGCAGAGGGAGGAGAGAAAGGGGAGGAAGGGAAGAAGGUAGGGUUGACAGGAGCAGUGUGGGUGGCUGUGGUGUGGCAGCGGAUUUUGCAAGUUUUGAGGCGCACACGAGGGGGUUUGGGUCGCGCAUGAUGGCACAAAUGGGUUUCCGCAUUGGCUCUGGCCUUGGGAAGGACAAGCAGGGCAUUUCCGAGCCUGUGCAAGCUGAACUACGACCCAAGGCCGCUAUUCGUCUCCCCGUCACUCGACCGGCAAAUCGCAGCCCGUAUUCGAGCCGUGACGUACACAUUCAGGAUGACGAUGACGAUGACGAUGACGAUGACAGCGACGGAGCAGAGCACCCGAGUCAGGAAUCUCCUCUGCCGGAAGCCGAAGAGAGCGAGAUUGACAGUGUGGAUGAGGAGGAUGACCCAGGGGACUCGGAGCAGUUGGACGGCGCUGCGCCGAUUAACCGCACCAACGCCGACCCCGGACACGCGGACGACGAGUCAGAGGACGGGGAAAGCGGAAAUUCCCCAUCGCCUCCGUCUGCGCCUUCGCCUCCGCCAGUGGUGUGCGCGGGGGCGUGCUCGCAGCGGGAGUGGGAGGCGCUGAGUCCGAGCGCGACGGAGGGGCGGUGCGCGUGCGUGCACCCCGCGGAGCUGGCGGUGCGGCUGUCCAACGCCACGGCCGUGGAGAUGCACUUCGCAUCCUUCGUCCACGACCUGGCGGAGCAGCUGCGCCUGCCCGAGUCGUGCAUCCUGCGCCGCUCCCUAUCCCGCACCGACCACACCGCCGCCAUUGUCACUCUGCUGCUCCUCCCGCGCUAUCAGCCCACCUUCCCCAGAAGCUUCCUGGCGCAGGUCGACUCACGGAUGAGGCGGCACGAGAUACACCUGGAUGCCAGGCUGUACGGGGAGUACUCGCUUGUGGCCCUCACUCAGCUGUUGCCGCCCCUUGCGCCUCCCUCCCUGCCCACGCCGUCGCCACCGCCCGUUCCGGCCCCACCAGCCCCAGGCAACAGCGGCAGCAGCAGCGGUGGCGGUGGUGGUGGUGGCUACACCACCAGCAAUGCCAGUGGUAACAGCAAUGUCGUUGACAGUGCGAGUGGCAGCAGCAGCAGCAGCAGCAGCAGCAGCAACAGCACGAGCAGCCAAGGAGGAAGCAGCCCUAGCCCGGGGGGGGUAGGCAAUUACAGUGGCUCCAGUAGCAAUAGCCUUGGCUCUGGCACUGCCACGGGAGGGGUGGGCGCACAGGCAGGCGGAAACAGUGCAGGGGAGAACAGUGCAGGGGAGGGGAUGAGCGUGAACAUGGUAGUGCUGCUGGUGGUGGGUGCGGUGGCAGUAACUGCAGUGGGCGUGGGUGGCCUGCUCUACUGCACUUGGAUGCCUCGCCGCACCGUUGAUCCAACAGAGCCAGAGGUGCUGAUCAAGGGCAAGGGGUCAAGCAGCGACCUGCAGCACCCAAUCCAUCCUGCACAUUCGGAUGAGGAUGGGGAUGCCUAUGCAAAUUGCUGUCUCGCGUCAAGCACAGCUGGAUUCACGGCAGGGGCAGCAGGGGCGUACAGUAAGAUGGGUGCACGCGAUGACGGAGCGGACACAAGGGCAGAGCCUGGAGACGAGUGUGUGCGUGCUGCUGUAUCCGCGGCUGCACUGCCCGCUGCAGGGCUGGGUUGCGGGCGGGGCAGCGAGGGCAACAGCGAUGGGGGAGUUGCAGGGGGCAGCGGAAAGGGAGGAUUGGGUGGGCUGUCCGGGGUGAGGGAGUUCUCCCUCCAAGAAAUGGCUCUCGCCACCAACAACUUCCACGAGUCGUCAGUCCUGGGCGAGGGCGGCUUCGGGCGAGUCUACCGCGGCAACAUACCCCCCCAACCGCACUCCACCUCCUCCUCCCCCCCUGCUGCUCCUAUCGAAGUGGCAAUAAAGAGGAUGGACCGGGGCGGGCGGCAGGGCGACAGGGAGUUCCUAGUGGAGGUGGAAGUUCUGUCACGCUUGCACCACCGCCACUUAGUUAAGCUUCUCGGCUACUGUGUAGCACCGGGCGAGCACAUGCUGUGCUACGAGCUGCUGCCGAACGGCAGUCUGCACUCGUGGCUGCACGGGCCGCACUCCCACCACGCCUUCCUCGACUGGCCCGCGCGGGUCAGCAUAGCAGUGGGCGCGGCGAGGGGGCUGGCGUAUCUACACGAGGGGUCGCAGCCAGCGGUGAUUCACCGCGACUUAAAGCCGUCCAACAUCCUGCUGGAUGCGCGCAUGAGCCCCAAGCUCGCUGACUUUGGGCUCGCCAAGGCGGCGCCGCAGGGGGCGGAUGAGCACGUGUCCACCCGCGUCAUGGGCACCUUUGGGUACGUGGCGCCGGAGUACGCAAUGACGGGGCAUCUGAUGGUGCCCAGCGACGUGUACAGCUUUGGGGUGGUGCUGCUGGAGCUGCUGUCGGGCCGCAAGGCCGUUGACACCUCGAGGCCACUCGGCCAGGAAAGCCUCGUGCUCUGGGCGCGUCCACUGCUCUCAAAGCCCUCCCGCUACAGCCACCUGCUGGACCCGCGCCUGCUCGCCUGCCCUUCACCGCCCCCUCCUGCUGCGCUGCACACUGUCGCCACACUCGCCAAUGCCUGCGUCCACAGCGACCCCGCCGCCCGCCCCUCCAUGAGCACUGUCGUCGAGCUGCUGCGCCGCGCACAACAGACAAGCAACGCCGACCAGAAGCAACCGUCCUUUGCGUCUCUGCUGUCACUGGAUACACUGUGCAUGGCAUCGCCUUGUUUGCAAGAGCAGGGCGGCUCCCUCAUGCCACCUGAUUCCAACCCCGAUUCCUCCUUGGGACCCCACAGCCCCAGGUCACUCGCAGCAGGAGCAGCAGAGACAGCAGACGAGAUCAAUCUGCUGCCAGCAGUCGGCGCAGCAAUGGGAAUGGCAACCCCUCUGUUGCCAGAAGUAGGAGCAGCCGAAGCAGCAGAAAUAGCGGAACCAGAGCGUGUCUCCUCCCGCCUGCUGGGUCUCAGCUUCCGCCUCGAGCUCACUGUGACUUGGGGAGGAGACAGCACAGAGACACAGGAACAAUGCUGGAUGGAGCAGUGA
This is a messenger RNA of Closterium sp. NIES-65, 7266 nucleotides long. The record is from the annotation of a GenBank genome assembly. Lineage: Eukaryota; Viridiplantae; Streptophyta; Zygnematophyceae; Desmidiales; Closteriaceae.